UUCACGAAAUUGGUCAUGCAAUUGGAUUUUGGCACGAACAAUCUAGACCAGAUCGUGAAACUUAUGUUGAUAUCUUAGAAAAGAACAUUAUAAAAAAUAAAAAAGGCAAUUUUGUCCGGUACCCAUGGAGUGUAUCACGGACAUAUGGGCUGCCGUAUGACUAUAGUUCACUCAUGCAUUAUGGAGCAUAUUCUUUCUCCAAACCUCCUGGAACAAAGAAGACUAUAAUACCCAGAAAAGCUGACUACGAUAGAACAAUUGGUCAACGUCAAGUUCUUUCGUUUUACGACGCUAAAGCGGCGAAUUUUCAUUAUUGCAAUUCAAAAUGUUCCGGUGGUCUGAAGUGGUCUAAAUGUAAAAAUGGCGGAUACAGGAAUCCAAACAAAUGCACCGAAUGUAAAUGUCCUGAUGGAUUGACAGGACGUUAUUGUACAAGUCCUGCAAAAUCUCGCCCAGGUUCUAGUUCCUGUGGUGACAUCACGCUCAGUGCUACGUCGUCCUAUAAAUCAUUUACAUCUCCUGGAUAUACUUCAUCUGGAUAUUCUACAUCUAAUGAGUGUUCCUGGUUGAUUACGGCACCUAAAGGAAAGCGAGUUAGAUUUCAGUUCCGAGGAACGUUUAGACUUCGUUGCAGCAAUUCUUGCAAAGAUUAUGUUGAAGUACGAUAUAGUAGUUUGUCUGAUGCUGGUCCUAGAUACUGUUGUUACAGCAGACCAAAACUUACAUUUAAAUCCACUACACGAUUUAUGUUGAUAAACUUCAGAACAUUUUCUGGAAAGACAAGGAAAGGAUUUAAAGCUCGGUACAAGUAUUUUUAAAGUACUACAAAGAUCAAAGAACUGCUUCGUUGGUAUUACUUCUAAAAUAAACAAUGUAAAU
Molecule: messenger RNA, 879 nt
Organism: Mytilus californianus (California mussel)
Lineage: Eukaryota; Metazoa; Mollusca; Bivalvia; Mytilida; Mytilidae
Product: zinc metalloproteinase nas-36-like
Exons: 7
Coding region: 174-818 (214 amino acids)
Biological process (GO): proteolysis
Molecular function (GO): metalloendopeptidase activity
Source: RefSeq, a predicted model, not a curated record